Messenger RNA from Leptosia nina, 771 nucleotides. NCBI's taxonomy places the organism in Eukaryota, Metazoa, Arthropoda, Insecta, Lepidoptera, Pieridae. The record is from the annotation of a GenBank genome assembly.
AUGAGCUUUUCACUUCUUAGAAUAAUUGGCCGUUCAACAGUGACGGCCUGUACUCAUUUAAAAAAUAAUACUGCCUCCCUCGGUGUGAUUUUCAAUUCGAAAAUACAUACAACUGGCGUGAGAAAUGAUUUAAUGGAAUUCUUCGACAUUAAGAAAAACUGGAAUGAGACAGACAUAAAAGUUGGUAGAGCAUGGAAACUAGAUGAACUACGUAUUAAAUCUAACGCUGAUUUACACAUGUUAUGGUAUGUUCUGUUGAAAGAACGUAACAUGCUAUAUACAAUGGAACACGAAUGUAAUGUAAAUGUUCGCUUGUUUCCAAAUCCCGAGCGAAUCGAUAAAGUACAAGAAUCCAUGAACAAUAUAGAAACUGUCGUUAGGGAGAGAAAUGUUGCAUACUAUCAGUUAGAAACAGGAGAGACAGGAGAGCAACCAGUAGAUGAUGUUAUUAACAUGUUUGGUUUGCCAGAAAAGUACCACCGUAAAGAGUAUCAUUUACCAAGCUUUAUGAAUACAAGGUGGGUACGACCUUACUUAGAGCAUGGUUACAUCAACAGCGUAUCUGUUAAGAAGUUUCUCAGACUAUACAAGGAAAAACUUUAUAAUACUAAAAGAAAGGCUAAGAACCGAGACUUCAAUCAUGUGCAGCAGCUCUUGAAACGUUUCCCUAACAUGGAUAUGGAUGCACUGAAAGCAGCAUAUCCAGAUGUAGAUCUAGAAAAGGCCAAACAAAGCAAGAAGUCCAGAGGGCAUUAUGUACCAAAAUAUUAG